AUGUACAACACACUACAGUCGGAACUGGCACAACUUUCAAGAUCCGUGAAAAGCUUCGCGACUUCGGGUGCCUCUAUUUGGAUUCACAUGUUGGUCAACCACAUUUUCACCAAAGAGACAGAUCGGGAUGGAAACCAAGCCCUGGUCCGUUCUGUGAUUGCAUUGUCUCUGCCAGCUCGCUUGUGUGUUCCCGUUGGGUGGGGUGGUGUAAUCGGUUACUUGGCAGUGCAUAGAAUUCAGGACAAGAUUAUAAUUACCCUGGGUACACAAAGGCAUUCGAACAAGCAACAUUUGGCUUGCGAGAUACUGUUCCGUCCAAUCGAACAACCAUUGCCGUCACAUCUCUCGCCUCCAAUGCGAAGCUACCUACCCACCUUUCCAAAUCAUCGGUGGACGAAACUCUGGCAGCUACAACCACUGUACGACAAGUACGCGGUUCUUACAACGGAUAAUGAUGAUGGUGAUGAUGAUACAUUGUGGGUUUUUGGAGACAUCGGAGAUGCUGACGCCAAAUAG
Messenger RNA from Opisthorchis viverrini, 516 nucleotides. RefSeq lists its product as hypothetical. The record is from RefSeq and is a predicted model, not a curated record. Lineage: Eukaryota; Metazoa; Platyhelminthes; Trematoda; Opisthorchiida; Opisthorchiidae. The transcript has 6 exons. Bases 1 to 516 code for a protein of 171 amino acids.